Coregonus clupeaformis (lake whitefish) is the source of this 3086-nucleotide messenger RNA. Its product is annotated as serine/arginine-rich splicing factor 11. The record is from RefSeq and is a predicted model, not a curated record. NCBI's taxonomy places the organism in Eukaryota, Metazoa, Chordata, Actinopteri, Salmoniformes, Salmonidae. Gene Ontology annotation, cellular component: nucleoplasm. The transcript is spliced from 12 exons. Gene Ontology annotation, molecular function: RNA binding. Bases 1348 to 2415 code for a protein of 355 amino acids.
AGUUCCUUGAGUCAGAGUCGGUUGGAGUGUCCCAACAUCUGACCAACACCGUCUUCGUGGACAGAGCCCUGAUUGUUGUCCCAUUCGCAGAAGGUUGGUGAUCUUUGGCCUAAAUCUAACGUUUUCCAACAUAGUAUAUGAACUAACAAAGCUUAACCAAACCUGAUGCUACAUCCAAAACCAUACACACUAUUUGGAUUGUUGAUCAAAUUUGUAUUUAAAGUAAGAUUAAAUACACAAGUCUUACCAGAAAUUGGAAAUAUACUAGGGGUAAAAGGGAAUACAUGUGUAAUCUUGCUGUUCUAGUCUAGCAUAUCUUUUUUUUUUUUUAAACUUCUCUCUGUCAUUUGUGUUGUGGUUUUCAUAGUGGACAAGGCAUUUGCAGAACCCCUUCCUUGCUGACUGAAAAGGGUCCUCUACAACCAUCAGGAUUUUAGACAAAUAAAUGGCAGCUUGGCUCACGAGCCCCUUCCCACUGUUGUUCUGCUGUAAAGAUUAACUCUCUCUUUCUCUAUGUCCAAGGCAUUCUUUUCAUUAUAAGGGUAACCACUCAAUGAACCAUAUCAAUAGCUAUCCCACAUAUCAACAAUCUCUAAUCUGGACACAUAAGAGAUUAAAGUAAUCAAAGUUUGAUGAAGGUCACAAUCAGUAGUGGGUUUGCAUCUAAUCAACUAAAGGAAGCAUACAAAGGUAAAUUAACUGAUUGCAGCUAUGCAUGCUAGAGUAGAUUUGUAUAGUACUAGGCCUACAUCCAUUUAGUUACUUCCAGCUACAGUCCUGGAAGAUUCUGAACACCAUUUUGGUCAUGAUUAUGAUGAUUCACAUGCUUAUCUGUUUUUUUGGCCUUAACCCAUCCAAUUUGAAUAGCUGUGUUUCACAGUCCUUUUAUAUAUGUGCAUCUCCUUUCCCACAUAUACUGCAGGUAAAAUACGACUGGUUGUUGUUGCAGUGAAAUGCUUUAUAAUGAUCCUCUCCACUUGACUCUGAAAGGGUUCAGUAAGUCAAACAUUUAACGGUGGUUUUUCUUUUUGUUGUUGUGUUUUACAGUUCUUUUUCCUGGUUCAGCCAGCCCUAUAUACCAGGCCCUGCUGAAAAUGCCACCCAACAGUUUUGUCUUCUGCAGCUUAUCCUGUUUCUCAAGUGUCCUUUCUGUCAUUUCUCUCGAAGCAGCCGACGCGUAUCGCUUGUUCAUAAAACAUCUAAUGAAACUUGAGAGCACAUCCCACUGGACAACCGGCUGUGCUUGCUUACGUUUGGUUCAUGACUUAAAAAACAAGUACAGGAGUGAUUCCUGAUGAGUCUAAAGCUCUGUCACUGCUGGCACCAGCGAAUGCUGUGGCGGGAUGCAUGCCUGGAGGGGGCCUUCUCCCCACUCCAAAUCAUUUGGCGUCGAUGGGAGGCGUUCCUCUUUCAGCUCUCGGAAAUCCCAACAUGGAUCCCAUGGUUGCCAUGGGCAUGUCUGGCAACAUGAACCCCCAGGCCCUCUCUGCUGACUUUCUGAAGCUUAUGCAAUCCAUGGAUCCUACUAAAAUGAAUCCAAUGGCUGCUGGUAUGAUGGUUAAUCAUGGUAUGAAGAAUGACUCCAACAAGGAUAUGGAGGCUGCCAUGAAGAGGGUCAGAGAGGCCCAGUCCCUCAUCUCUGCAGCUAUCGAGCCUGGAAAUAAGAAAGACGACAAGCGCAAACAUUCCCGCUCCAGCUCUCGGUCUCGGCGGAGGAGGUCCAGGUCUCGCUCUCGUCAUAGGCGAUCGAAGAGCAGGUCUCGGCGGAGGUCCCACUCAAGGAGCUGGAGGCGGUCGAAGAGCCCCCGCAGAAGGAAGUCCCACUCCAGAGAGAGGGGCAGACGCAGCAAAUCCAGGGAUAAGAGGAAAGAGGAGAAAUCUAAAAAGCGCUCCAAGACGCCGCCUAAGAGCUACAGCAGUACCAGGAGGUCUCGAAGCAUCAGUCGGAGACGUAGAAAAAGUCGCAGCACCUCUCGGUCACCAAAGAAGUCCAGGUCCCCAAAGAGGAAACUGUCCAGGUCCCCUUCCCCUAGGAGGCACAAGAAGGACAAAAAGAAGGACAAAGAGCGAGAGAAGGACAGGGAUCGCGAGAGGAAAGAGGUCAGAGACCGGAGCCGAGACGAAAGAGAACGAUCCACCAGUAAGAAGAAGAGCAAAGACCAGGAGAAGGACCGCGACCGCAAAUCUGACAGCGAGAAAGGAGAUGUCAAGAGCUCUUUGCUCUUGCAGGUGACCAGGGAUUAUGAUGAGGAGGAGCAGGGCUAUGACAGCGGAAAAGAGGUAGAGGAGAGGAAGAGCGACUCUGAUUCACCCCGGGAGGAGUCUGAAGAGAAGCCUGCAGAAGAGAGCGGCAACAGGUCCAAACAGAACGGAGAUGACUGCCAUGAUGAGGACGACAUGGAGAUGAGCGACUGAGUGCGCUCAGAGAGACCCAGCCAGAUGACCUCAUAGAUCACUCAAAACCUUAAAUUAAUACGUGCGGGUGUCUGCUGGUUUGUAGUCACAUGUUAGAGACCAGUUCUCAAGACCGGUUAGGGAAAAUCUUGUUCUGUUUGGAAUAGCCAGUUUAUUUCUGUCAUGGACAUGACCAGUGAGCAUGUGUAGGAAGUUUGGCCCAAAUGAGUACCUUUUGUAAAAGAUGACAUCGUUUUAAAAAUGUCACAUUGCUGUACUUUUUUAAGUUGAAGGGCCUGUUGAAUGUGAGGGAUUUUGAAAGCGGUUUCUAUUUUUGUCCUCAAAGAUUUUACUCAUCUUGAACGUAGAGGAACUGUUUUCUCCUAAAUGACUCACUGAAUUGGUGUAAAUUUAAACAUUUUACAGGAAAGGGUUUGGUCCCCCGCUUACUCACUGUUAAUCAUAUUUAGCCUGGUACCAUUCUGUUUUUGGUGCAGUGCAGCUUUCUAUUCUUUCUGUUGGAAUCCUGAUAAAUUGACUUGAUAAGUACUUAAUACUGUUGUGACUAGUCAUACCCUCUCACCCCUGUGACAAUAUACGGUAGAUCAAAAUGAGUGUUUGGAUUAUUAUGAAUACCCUGUACUGUCUGCAACAUGUUUUACAAGGAUCUAAUAAAACUAGGUCUAAAUGGC